AUGCACACUCACGAAUGGCCUCCUCCUUUUUCUGUCUCGAUAUGCACUUUGAACAAGACAUGUGUGCAAGCCAUGUCCGAACGGGACACAAUUGGGGGACUUCUUCGAGCCGCCAAGUGUUGCAUCGGCGAAGAAUUGGGCCUUAUCGGUGAAACCUUGUUCUGUAUCUUCGAUACGCCAGGAUCCGACGCUCUUAUUGCGCAGAAUUCACUUGUUUCCUAG
Protopolystoma xenopodis is the source of this 222-nucleotide messenger RNA. The record is from the annotation of a GenBank genome assembly. NCBI's taxonomy places the organism in Eukaryota, Metazoa, Platyhelminthes, Monogenea, Polystomatidea, Polystomatidae.